AUGUCGUCCCUAUCAACCGUAGAUGGUAUUGAUCAGGAGAUCCAAGAGGUUCAGCUUCCGAUAGCUAAUAGCGAUGCGACCCCGCUUCUCCUAGCUGGAACAGAGGUAUCACCCCUUUCAAGCGAUCCGACAGCAGAGAAUAAGACGUCGGUUAACGAUGAUAGCGACGGGGACAAUCGUGACGACGAGAUUGAGGAUCUGAAGAAACAGAUGAUCGUACUUGUCGCUUGGCUAAAGAAUUUCCCACGAUCCUCCCCAUGCUCACCUACAUUCAGUACCAAGGAGUCCGACGGAUCUGAAGACGUCCAGCUUCCACACGGCGGCGAUGGAGCAGGUUCAGCAACCAGUGACGGACAAUGCACUCCAUCAACCCCUGAUACCAAAGACAGCGAGUCGAUUGAGGAGAGCAGUAGCCCGAAUACAAGCUACGAAGUCGAAGAACCGACCGUAAAGCCCCACCACCUGGUCGAGGACGAGGAUGCAGAGGACUACGGAGAGAUUCCUAUCGAGCACCUGGCAAACCCUGAGAAGUACAGUAACCAGUAUAUCGAGGUUAGGACAUCCCAACUCGGCGGCAACGGUAUAUUCGCUAAGACGGAUCUGGAGAGUGGCCAGCUUAUCUUGGUGGAGAGGCCUAUGCUGACGGCUACACCCAUGACUCUGUACGAGGAACUCGAGAAUCUUGCGCCGGAACUACGAGAGACGUUCUAUCGUAUGCACGGCCACAAGCGAUACGGAUCGCACGAGGUGCGCCAAGCUAUCUUCCUCACGAAUGCAUUCUGCGUCGGAAGUAUCUCAUGUGUCUACUCUAUCGGCGCGCGAUUCAACCACGCCUGUAACCCGAUCAACUCAGUCGCCUAUCGUGUCGAACCGGGCUGUACGAUGGAAUUCCGAGUUAACCGAGACGUACCGGCGGGCACCGAGCUCACAGUUGCGUACGGACGUCUAUCUCCGAGAGAACUGUAUAUCUUAUGGGGCUUCCGGUGUGCAUGUGGCGCCUGCAAACCCCUCACGGAUAGGGACAUUGCUAGAAUGGAAGAGAAUUGGUAG
Hypoxylon trugodes is the source of this 1050-nucleotide messenger RNA. RefSeq names its product SET domain-containing protein. Gene Ontology annotation, molecular function: protein binding. The transcript has 2 exons. The coding region runs from base 1 to 1050 and encodes 349 amino acids. Lineage: Eukaryota; Fungi; Ascomycota; Sordariomycetes; Xylariales; Hypoxylaceae. The record is from RefSeq and is a predicted model, not a curated record.